GUAUUUCUAUUCUUUCAAACAAUAACCAGUGUUUGAAUUAAUGUACUUAGAUCCAUUUCAUAUAGAGGAACCCAGUGAUGAAGCACCUCCAAGAUGAGUUGUUAUCUAAUCACCAGCUGAUAACAGAUGAGAGUGAAAUCAAGGAGAUGCGCAGUGAUGAGUCCUUUAUACUUUUCUUUCAUCAACUUCUCUUAUCUUUAAGAAGCUGCCGGCUGUUAAACACAUUAUUCACACUCACACAGAUAAGUCAAAGAGUAAUCUUUGUCCUCUGACUUAGUUAAUCAUUCAGCUCCGAGUCUGUGAAAGUUGAGAAGUUAAAGCCUGUGACGGGUAAAACUCAGAGAGGAUUCCUCCAUCAGUCGGGUGACAACAUGGACAAUAAACCUGCAGAAGAUACAUUCAGGGACAUAAGUAAUGAAAACCAAAGCAGUGGACUCAUGAUGAGGAUCAGGAAAUUUAACGCCAAGGAUGUUUUCACCUGGCAGUUGGCCAGGACGUUGGCCAUGGGUCAGGGCCUGGCUUGUCUCAUCUGUGGGACGGCCGUCACCUCUCAGUACCUGGCCACAAACUUCCGUGUGAACACACCGAUGCUGCAGAGCUUAUUGAACUAUGCUUUGCUUUUAGUCACCUACACCACCAUGCUGAUCUGCAGAACAGGGGAUGGCAAUAUUUUACAGAUUCUGAAGAGGCGGUGGUGGAAGUACCUUCUGCUGGGCCUGGUGGACGUGGAAGCCAACUACGCGGUGGUUAAAGCGUACCAGUACACCACCCUGACCAGUGUGCAGAUGCUGGACUGCUUUGUGGUCCCAGUCUUGAUGAUACUGUCCCGGUGGGUUUUGAAGACACGCUACAGGCCAGUCCACUAUGUAGGGGUCUGCAUCUGUCUCCUCGGGGUGGGGGCCAUGGUGGGGGCAGACCUGCUGUCUGAACGGGACCAGGGAUCCACCUCCAACAUCCUGUUAGGAGACGGUUUGGUGCUGCUCAGUGCUACACUGUACGCCGUGUCUAAUGUGUGUCAGGAAUACACGGUGAAGAAUCUGAGCAGAGAGGAGUUCCUGGGCAUGGUGGGCCUGUUCGGCACAGUGAUUAGCACUGCUCAGAUGGUGAUUCUGGAGCGUAAUGAAGUAGCUUCCAUCCAGUGGAGCUGGGAAGUGGGCCUCCUGUUCGCUGCCUUUGGGUUGUGCAUGUACACUCUGUACAGCUGUAUGCCCAUCGUGAUGAAGCUGAGCAGCGCCACCUCCGUCAACCUCUCCCUGCUCACCGCUGACCUCUUCAGCCUCUUCUGUGGGAUCUUCCUCUUCCAGUACAAGUUCUCUGCACUCUACCUGGUCUCACUGGUGGUCAUCCUCAUUGGCUUCAUCACCUUUAAUGCUGUGCCAACACCACAACCUGCCCCCUCCUCUUCCUCCUCCUCAUCCACCUGUGAGGAAGGAUCCUACGACACCUCUGUGACCACUGAUGAAGACAUCACAAAGCAGGAAGUUUCAGUCGCCAAUGAGAGCGAGGGAGAGAGGGACACCGAGAGGGAACGAGGGGGCAGAGAAAAUGAAGAAGAGGAUGUGAGGAAGAGGAAGAAAAGGAACGCUUUGGGGCCGACAAAGAGCCUUGAAGGAGGGGACGGUGAUGUAACUGUUGGGCGCAGCACUAAAAUGUGAACAGCAAUAAGCUGUCAAUAUAUCAUGUUUUAUAUUUUUAACACAUUUAUUUAUUGUUUUUAUAAAAUGGCAAACACUUGGAUGUACAAUACAGAAAUUA
Molecule: messenger RNA, 1755 nt
Organism: Notolabrus celidotus (New Zealand spotty)
Lineage: Eukaryota; Metazoa; Chordata; Actinopteri; Labriformes; Labridae
Product: solute carrier family 35 member F2-like
Exons: 8
Coding region: 372-1655 (427 amino acids)
Biological process (GO): transmembrane transport
Cellular component (GO): membrane
Molecular function (GO): transmembrane transporter activity
Source: RefSeq, a predicted model, not a curated record